AUGACGCAACGCGAAUCUGAGUGCAGUGGGGUGUUGACAACACUCCUGGUUGGGUGUGACCUCGACUCAGACUUCCAGGUGGCUGUGGAUAACGCUGACGCGCGAUUACGCGAGGAAGCGCUGUAUGAAGGGGUCACGCAGCCCGAUGACGCCGCUGAAGUCGAGGGCAUACUAUCGAGGCUUAUAGCCGGAAGCAGCCAGUCACUGUCGCACGCAGAUGUCGCGCCAUGCCACACUUUUAAUGCAGCGAAUGGGAUUCCUAAGCAGGAGGUUGACAAGCUCUGUGACGCCAUUCUGGACUACCUGGAAUCAGAGGUAUCGUCAGUACUCGCUGAUGUUGUGCAUGGAACGCAGAACUUCGUCGGCGACAUGGACGCAUUAACCAGGAAGGAAUACACAUUUUUUAAACUACAGCUCGCAGCGCUGCAUGGAACAGCGCCGAGGAACGAAAUCUUACAUUUACCUUGUCCGCUAUGA
Messenger RNA from Babesia bigemina, 477 nucleotides. RefSeq lists its product as hypothetical. NCBI's taxonomy places the organism in Eukaryota, Apicomplexa, Aconoidasida, Piroplasmida, Babesiidae. The transcript has a single exon. Bases 1 to 477 code for a protein of 158 amino acids. The record is from RefSeq and is a predicted model, not a curated record.